AUGUAUUGCGAAUACAAGGAAAAACUGGAGAAAACGCCGAUAUCUCUGCAAAUUUGCAUGCCCUUUCAUCCGACUUCAACCAACAUUGAUGUGAAAGUCGUGCAAAAGUCCUUGGAUUACAAUAAAAUUGAGCAGACAGGUGAGUAAAUUUACGAUUUCCGUAAAAUUUUCGAGUUUUCUAUAUGUUUAGUAACGCAUCAAACCGUUGGCCAACUAAUCCGUUUGGAGCGCAAGAAAAAUAAACGAAGAAAAGAGCCGGUCUUCGACGACUUUAUGAACAUUCAAGGAUGGAAAGUAAAGCAAGAAGACAAAAGCUGGAGUCCGAUUAGUGAUCGGAAAUUCAAAUUGACUGAACGAAGGCUUCGGGAGGAUGAAAUUGAUCUGUUGGACACUGAGAGACCACCAGAUUUACCGGAAGGAGAACUCAAUGAGUUUCCGGCAUGGAGUGACAUGUUGCAGAGUAAGCGGUAGUUUCCUAAAGGUGAUUGCCACAGAAAAAUGUCGCUGCAAUCGCGCACCAAAUCUCUAGCCGUGAAAGCGAUGAUAAACGAUUCCACGCGCGAUUAAUCCACAUUAUUUUUCCGACAAACUGAUAUCCAAAAGUGUCGCUGCGCGGAUCCCGUCGCUGAAGUGAAAAGCAAUUUGUUUUCUCGGCGACUAUGCGAUUUUCGAUGUAUCAUUGCGCCGAUUAUUUUCCCGACAUACCGAUAUCAGAAGAAUUUUUUUGAUCUAGAAUUCGCCUUCGUCAAAAAUUCCUUGUAGACGGACUGUAUCAUAAAGAAGUUAGAUUAACCUAGACUCCUCGAAUUGGGUCGGAAACUCUUUACACUUUCCCAAUUUAGAUGUGGAAGUCUAUGCGCCGGAAUUAAUGCUGGUCCAAAAUGACGAAAUUGCCAUGUAUUUAAUGAAAGAGUUAGAAAAACACUUUUUGAUAUGGAACUCGGAACCUGUCCUCAAUUUCCGCUCGGAAUAUGAACAACAUUUGGUUCGGACACGACAGUAAGUCAGGUGCACGAAUAAAAGAAAGAAUCAAAAUUACAGUAUUUACUUUGACAAACGCCCAUUCUGGAUGUUCGACCAGAAUUAUCAAAGCGCCAGCCAGAACAUCUCGAAUACACUGCUGGUCCAUCGAGCAAUCUCAAAUCAUUUUUGGACGAAAGUCGUGUCACGUCUAACCUAUCCCUGGGAUAAUUUACUGUUGAAUCAAUUGACGGUCCAAGACUUGAAUGUGAAAAUCUCCGAGUAUUUGAAAAACGCAAUGAAAGUCACGAAUUUCGAGUAAGAAUCCUGGUCUAGGUAAAAGUUUAUUUGCAAAUUUAAGUUGGGCCUUGGAGAUCUGCGAGAUCUUGUUGGAGAAAAAAGAAUGCUGGAUUGAGGACUUGAGCGAUGAACUGAAACGAAACCAGUUCUUCAAUUCGAUUGCUUCGCUGCAGGCCAAGUUGUUGAGAGACUUGAUUUACGAUAAUGUGGAGAUAUUGAUGAAUGAGCUCACUAAACGCAAAAAUGUAAGCCAAGUCUGCAAAGAAAAACUUAUUUUUUUGCGGCUCUACUCUGGGAGUUGGUUCGAAGAGGGCACCUGGGCGAAGAGGGCACCUUGAGAAAAAAUGAUAUGGUAAAGGGGGACCAAGGAGGAUUCCUUAAGAAUAAUCACAAUCCGCCUUGGUCCCCCCUUACCAUAUCAUUUUUUUCUCAGGGUGCCCUUUUCGCUCAGGUGCCCUCUUCACCAAGGUGCCUUCUUCGAACCAACUCCCAGAGCAGAGCCGUGAAAAAUACAUUCUUUCUAACCCUACAGUGGUUCUCCAAUUGUUAAAGUGCUGAAAUGCAUACCUGUUUUGCACUUUUAGAACAGCACAUUUUACGUUAAAGUCGAUAUGGAGGCCUUGUCAACGGAUAGCUACAGUGCCUGGGCGAUCGCCAAGCGGCUGAUUGAAAUCGGCGAGGACAUUGUGCGUGUGGAAUGCCGUUUGUUUCCGAACAUGUACCCGGAUGAGAAAACGUUCUCCGUCGCUUCCAGUGUCAUAAUGGAAAAGUUUUCCAUCGAGCCGAUAAGACCCUUUCAGAGCGUUUUCGAAGGAAAGCAGCGUCUGGAUGAAGCAGUGGCUCAUCUGGGAGAAAUUGAAGGCGUUGAGGAUGUGGCGGAGGCAGUUCGUGUAUGUUGCAAAAAAUGUUUUUGAAAUUUUACACUAACAAUUCAGUUAGCCGUUGGGCUACGCAAAUUGGCGCAAGAAACCAAGGUGGUUCGUGUUUUCUGGUUCCGAGAGCCCUACGAAUUCGAUUUCACCGAAGUGAAAAGAAACACGUUGGAGUCGAUUAAAGAGAUGAGGGAUAAAUUACACUCCAAGGCCAGCACUUUUCUCUACGAUACAAUGAAAGAGUGAGCAACUAAUAUGGCUAAAUUUCUUUUUCCUUUUUGUUUCAGUAUUGUUGAUUUCUACACAUGGUCGUCGCGAAAGUUGUAUGGCCAAGAUCAACUGGUUCAGAUGUAUAAACUGGUCGAGGUCCGAGACCACGACUUUCCCAAGUUGAAGAAGAAAUUGGAUAUUUUGCAUGAGUGUUUCGGCAUUUUAUUUGAGGAAUUUAAUUUUAAUGGUAAGACUGUAAGAUUUGUCUGUGUACCGUGAUAUUCAGCAGUAGUCGCAUCGAGAUUUUAUGCAUUACAUUGUAUACAUAUUCGUCGUUUAUGGUGAUGGCAAAUUUUUAGAAAUAAUGCUUCAAAAGUAUUACACGUCCAGCAGAAGCUCUUUCCGCCUUAGUUACUUGAUAACGUUGGUCUGGCAAAAGCUCAUGGUUGACAAAGCCCGCAUUGAGAAAGUUGUAUGUCACAUUUAUCAAGAAAAAAGAUGUUUCGAUACAAUUACAGCUAACCGAAAAGACAAAUGCCGUACAUUACGAAUCAAUGAUGUUGGACGAAAACCUGCGCCUAUGCGUCAAGAAAUACCGAGUUUGUCAUUCCACAUCAGACCUCACGGUGCUGGCCAGCCGCUUCGAAGAGAUCCAUCAACGCGUUGAGAGGUUGCAAGUCGAAUUUCCGAUCCUUGCUGCUCAGUUGGAGCUGUUCGAAAUGGACCCGCUCAAAGACGAUGUGGAUGCGCUGGCGUUCCGUGCGAAGGUCAUCAGCCACAUCGCUGGCUGCCAUAUCAAAGUGGUGCAGUUUGAAGAGGAAUUCGUUAACACCAAAGUCGUCGAAGUCGACGUGCCAUCAGUGAAUGAGCAGAUUGAAACGAUGAAUACGGAUUUUGAAACGUUGAAGAAAGAAAUCGGCGAACCAGAAGAUGAGCUGGUCUUGGAGAGCGCGCAAAUGUUCUUGCAAAAAAUUCAAGUCAUGAUGGAUCAAUUUAACAAAGUGUUGCCGGUGAUUAACGCCUUACGGUCGCGCGGAAUUAAGGCUAGACAUUGGCAUAAGGUGAGCGGCAUUGAAUGCUAUCAUUUUCAAGAUUUUCCUUAUGUCUUAUGCUUCUGGCGUGUUGUAAAAGUUGUUUUGUCAUCAUUUUUGCUGCUGCAGAUUCUCGGGGAAACGGAUGGCGAUGUUCCACAAGACCAUGAGAAUAUGACCGUCCUCGAGCUGACCAAAAUCGAUUUCCAAGAGAAGGACGCCAAGAAAUGCGAAGAAGUCAGUGAAUUGGCCAGCAAAGAGCUGGUCCUGGAGGAGAGCUUGACCCAGAUGAAGGCUCAACUGGCCGAAGUCACACUGACUCACAACAAAAAUCAUCUGACUGUGAGUUGGAGGGAUUAGCGACAAAAAUAAGCAACCUACAACUUGAAGGCUUUUGAACUGUCUUUCAUUUUUCAGGGAGUUUUCGAAAUGGAGAUAAAACCGGAGACGGUUGGACUAGUUGAGGAAUUGAUCAUCAAAACACAAAUGAACAUCUCCAGCCCAUUCGUCACAUCCUUACUGCCUUUACUAAAAGAAUGGCUGGAGAAGUUACAACGGCUGCAAAACAUGAUGGAUCUCCACCAAAAAUGCAUGAGCAAAUGGAUUUAUUUGGAGCCAUUGUUUGCCGCCGAAGAUAUUGCCUAUCAAAUGCCGGAAGAAUGGCGGAAAUUCCAAGACAUCCGAGAACGGUGGAAGUACUUGACUGAGCAAUUGGUGAGCAUCAGAAAUAAAAAAAAAAACAGAAUUAAAACAACGCUGGACUGUCAAUUUUUUCAGAGCCGAGUACGCAAGUUGGCGGAUCUGAGCGAAAUCAACUGUCCACCAGAAAUUAUGCAGUUGUUGGACAUGUUCAAAGUCAUCCAAAAGGGCUUUGAUGUGUACUUACAAAAGAGGAAAUUCAACUAUCCGAGGUGAGAACAGGAACCGCAAUGCAAUGCGUGUUUCAGGCUCUAUUUUCUAUCGAAUAACGAGCUGCUGGAAAUGUUGAGCCGUGCUCGGAAUCCGGAGAAAGUCCAGCCGUAUCUUUGCAAAAUGUUUGCUUCAGUGUAUGGACUUGAGGUCCGGAAUCAAUGCGAAAUUGUCGCUGUGCUAAGUCAACGGGGCGAGCGCUUGAAACUUUCAAAGGCUAUCAAUAUUCAUCAUUUCAAGGUGAGAAUUUCUUUCACAAAUUGAAAUAUGAGCGUCGCACUUCGAGCACUUCUCCUGCUAAUUUUUUCAGCGACACGUCGACAAAUGGCUGGCCGAGCUGGAGAGAGAGAUAAAAAACACAGUGAAAAAUAAGUUGAAAAACGUGAUGCGCAUGUGUGGCGAGGAUUUGCCUUCGAUUUUCGAUCUGACUGGCGACUUUACCGCGCAGUCAGUGAUCCUGCAUUGUCGGUUAGUUGCGACGAAAAAAAUCGAAAAUGGAAUUGUCACCGGAAAAUUGCCCACAUUGUUAGACUACUUCGACUUGUACAUUGAGAAGUUGAUCAAAGGACGAAGCGACAGUGAGGAAGAGAAGUUGCUCAUCGACAACCUGCUCAUUGAAUACAACGAUCAAAAAGGCAUUGUCAACCGGUUGAUCAAGGCCAAUUGCAAAUCGAUCCACAAUUUCGAGUGGACCUCGCAAAUCCGUCAUUACUGGAUGAACGAUGACUUGUAUGUUAGGGUCUAUAAUUUGAAUGUCCUGUAUGGAUACGAAUACAUUUCGAGCUCAACGCCAUUCGUGAUGACGCCGAUUAUACGGAAGGUUCAUCGGGAGCUAAUGACUUUCCAGACGCAAGGCUACGCUGGAAUGCUGAAGGGUCCUGCGGCGACUGGAAAGAGCGAAAGCAUCAAAGAGUUGGCUAAAAUUUUGGGUGAGCCUAUCGGUUCGUACAGUGACGGACCUGAUCCAAGGUGGCAGAAAACAUACCAUUUUACAUCCGAUAAGUAUCAAAAAAAUGUGGCAAAAUGCCUCCCUCUGCAACUAUAAUAAAAAACUCCGUUUUGAAGGGCGCGCCCUUUCCCUCACAACAAGAGCGGACGCACUUUUGAAAUCGGAGUUUUUCACUUGAAGAGGGAGGUGUUUUGCUACAUUUUUUGAUACUUCCCGGAAGCAAAAUGGUACGUCUUUUGCCACUGGAUCAGACUGCCACUGUAAAAUCGCUGAAGUGAUUCUUGACGUUUGCAAUGUGCAAAGCAGAAAACUUUUGUUUUUUCACUGUGCAUGUCGCCGAAAAAUCACUUCAGCGACUUUGCGAACAGACUAGUAAGACUAGUAUGUUACAUUUGUUCAGGAAAAUUCAACCUGGUCUUCAACUGCUCACCCAACGUUGAUCGCCAUCAGCUCGAGGACCUGAUGUGUGGCACAAUUUUGUCGGGAACCACUCUAUGCUUGGAUGAGUUCAAUCGACUCUCGGAGAAGGACAUGGCCUGGUUUUCGUCCCAUUUGUUGGGAAUUUACCAAGCCAUGACAACUAGUAAGCGAUUUACUGACUUUCAGUCUGUCCGGAAAAUAAUGUGGAUUCGUAGCGCCUUGGAAUCGCCAAUCAUUACCUUUUGCGACGGCUUGCCACGGCUGAAGGUUUGAUGCGCGAUGGCGGCGAGACAUUUUGCUGCGACAAAUCCACAUUAUUUUCCCGAAAAACUGGUAUACGAUUUUCCAGAAAACGCGAAAUACCGCGUCCGCAAUCUGCAAAUCCCUGUGUCGCCGUCGGCCGCGUUCUAUCUCACAAUUAACCCGAAAUUCUUGGCUAGAUCCAAUCUCCCGGCCAAUAUUUACUCUAUUGUCAGAGGAAUCUCUAUGAAUUUUGCUGACAUCAGAUCCAUCGCCAACGCCUUCCUAUUGCUAGCGGGGUUUCAAAAUUCAGAGAAAGAAACGAACUUACUUUGCUCCGUUUUUGAGCAGUGUCAAACUCUGUUGGCACCAAUGCAUCAUUACGAUUUUCAGGUAGGUUGAAGUGCUCAAAUAGCACUUCCCUGGCAAAUCACUGCGAAUUUAUUACGCGCUGAUUUUAGCUGCGAACAGCGCUAGCAACAAUAAAUGAGACUUUGGAACUAAUGAAAGGCCAGAAACGCGGCAAAGUUGAUGUGAGAGUUAUCGGGAAAGCCCUCCGAAACGUGUUGGAGCCCUAUAUUGUGCACUCUGACGUGUCAUCGUUCGAGAAAAUUAUGGGAUCGGCGUUUGAGAAGCCGAAUUUCGAAAAGCAAAAGGAUGAAAUCAAAGCGAAGGAGGUGAUAAAAGAGACAAUCGAACAAUUGGGGCUGAUUGCGACGGAAAAGUUUGUGGACUGCUGUUAUAGUGUAAGCUGGGGGUUAUGCAACUUCAAGACGGCGUAGAAAAACAAUAAAGCAUCUGUAUAGUAGCAAGUGACCAAAAUUUGCUCGUUAUAUCAAUUUGUCGGGAAAAUAAUGUGGAUUUGUCACAGCAAAAGUCUUGACUUGUCGCAGUAGCUUGAUUUUGCCGCGACACAAUUCUUUUUCUCGGCGACGAUGCGAUUUUCGAUGCAACGGUUGUGCUCAUUAUUUUCCCGACAGACUGACAGUGUGUUUCAAACUAGUUGUUUACGCCUUUAGAUCCUCCACCUCUCCCGCCAACGUCAAGCGUUCAUUCUGCUUGGGCCAACAAUGAGCGGAAAGUCGACCGCGUUGAAGGUUCUUCGUAGAGUCAUGAAACCGCUGCUCGAAAUAAACUGUAAAAUGUUUCGAAUGAAUCCCAGCCAGAAUGACUCCCAUUAUCUCUAUGGGUAUUACGACUCCAAUCGUUUCGAUUGGAUGACCGGCAUUUUGACAAUGAAAUUGGAGACCAAACUAGAAAAGGACGAAGAGGGAUGGCUGGUGUUGGACGGCGUUCUGGAUUCGGUUUGGGUGGAGUCGCUGAACUCGUUGUUUGACAGCAAUCAGAAGGUAGGAAACGUGGAAAGAACACACGAAUUGCCUUCAAUUUCUUACAAAUCAGCAAUCGACGUUAAAACUUUAUUGCUUCUUUUUCAAAACAGUUCAAUUUGUAAGCUGUAUGAAGGGCGACGUUCAGAUUUUCUUUAAGCUUUGCGCACGCGUUAGGCAUGGUCCGCAUAUCAACUCCUGAAAAUCUUAGCUCGUGCUUUGCAAGGGCAGUCGAGAUAUUCAACGAUCUUUGCGGGCAAGAGAGUACGCAAAACGCGGAGAGCGGUCAGAGAAAAACUUUUCUUUGACUAUAUCUUUGGCAGUUUCGCGCGGAGGAAAAAUUUGAUUUUUCAUAGAAACAUUACCUUCUACGGUAGAAAUCGACAUGAAACUUUUCAAGCCCAAAUUUGCAAAAAAACUCACAUUUUUUUCAAAAAAAAUGUCGGAUGUUUCUGCAAAGCGCGAACUAGAAAUCUCGGAUAUCUUUUAUAAAAAAAUUAUCGAAAUUUGUGCCAAGUUUCAUCGAAAUCUGGGCGUCGCACUUGGAGUACUUACCUUGUUAAAAAUGCUUACAUAUCAUUAUGAAGCAUAAUGUGAAAGAUACUCUACUCUAUGGAGUAUUCUCUCAUUUUUAGCUCUGUCUUGCGAAUGGGGAAAAUGUCCCGCUGAAUCCGGGAAUCAGAGUCGUCUUCGAAUGCGACUCCUUGGAUAAGGUUGCACCCAGCACCGUCAGCCGAUGCCAAGUCAUAUAUUUUGACGAGGAAACGGUAGCUUUACAUUUCCUAUUAAUAUUUUUUUUUCGAUUUGGACGGUGUAUCAAAAAGAUACAUAAAUUACAGGUGCCUCUAUCCGCAUUUCUGUCUUCAAUUUCUCCGGUAAUCUACCAAAAAGUGGUCGACGCGAUGCCACAUCUGAGUAUAUUGCGAAAACUGAAUAGAAAGUUGCUGUACGACCGGAUUGGUCAUUUAUCCAAAAUGUUCUCCAAGAACAAGGAGAUUGAGGAAAGUAUUUGGACAUUCCUUUCGUUCAUCGCUGCCCGAACCGUCAAGGAAGAGGAGCAUGUGGACAAAUGGCUGCAAGGGGUGAGGAUUUCGCGUCGUUGAUACGGGAUUGCAUAUGUGGCGCCUGUUAAGCUCUAGGACUUUUCGGGUCAGCGACAGUUAGGGUCGACGAUAUUUUGGGUCACACAGAUCCGUUUUUGUAUGCAUGGGGAGGCUUGGAAAAGCCUCAGUUUAUAGAAAUAAUAAGAUUGGAUCCUAGGAUAGCUUAUCGCCUGUUUUGGGGUAUUUUACACGUAUUACUGCAAUAAUAUCACGAUAAAACUUACGGUUUUCUUUUUUUGGAGCAAGGUUUUGUCUUUCCUAUGUAACAAUAGCACAGGAUGAAGGCGACCCGCAAUAUGGUUAGCAAUAGCUAAACUUUGAAAAAGUGGUCGUAUUGUAAGUCUCCGCAGAUCAUCCAACGGCUUUGCCAGGCUCUCGACCGGUAACUCCAUACCCCAUAGAAGUACUUUCCUUGUUAGAUAUUUCCAACCUUAGUUUUCCUAGCCCUGAGAGUUUGCAACGUUGAAAAGACCAAGACCUGCUCAAAAAAGGUACCCCCAUAUGUUAUAUCUUGAUUUUAUUGCAGUAAUGCGUGUAAAGUAACAAACUGCCAUAGACCUGGUCAAUUGUAUUAUUAUAUUUUUAAGUCUAAAUCACCUCCUAGCCGCCCCCAUGCAUCGAGGCAACCCAAAGUAUCGUCGACCCGAAACGUCGGCCGCUGAAUAAGAUUUGUAAUCGAAAAAAAGUCUGAGAAUUUUGUCUUCCAGCUCGAGGUGGACACACACUCCCUUAUCUGGAAAGUUCCAAUGGUUUUUGGUGGAGCAAAAACAGUGCGGGACGAGGAAAACGAACACCUCACCAAUUACAAUUUCAAAAGGGAGAUUAUCAAACAAAUGGUCAUGUUCAGCAAGUAUUUGGUGGUCAUUUACGGCCUAAGCGGGUCCGGAAAAGACGAAUUUGUCGAGCAAGUUAUUGGAGGUUUUGAACCGGCACGGUAAUUAUUGCGCGAUAAUUUUUUUAUUUCUUUUUGAUCCUUUAGGUGGGACAUUCAUUAUCUGAACUUGUCCAGCGAUUUGGUCCCGGUGGAUCUGUAUAAUUCCAUUAUGAAUUGCAAUUUGGUUAGGUAAGGUGGAGAAAAAAAUUGCGUGGAAUGUAAGGCGCUUUUUGGUUUAACUACAGUUCGGGUCGACAAUGCUUUGGGUCGCAUCGAUUCGUCGUUGUUUGCAUGGGGAAUGCUAGGAACAGGCUCAGUUAAUAGAAAUAAUAAUAUUGACCAAGCCUUAAAAAUAGUUUAUCACCUACAGUGACGGACCUGAUCCAGUGGCAAAAAAUGUGCUAUUUUGCAUCCGCGAAGUAUCAAAAAAUGUAGCAAAAUGCCUCCCUCUCCAACUAAAAAAAAACUUCGUGGCGCGCCCUAUCCCUCACAAAAAGAGUGGGCGCGUUUUUGAAAUCGAAGUUUUUUUCACUUGGAGAGGGAGGCAUUUUGUCACAUUUUUUGAUACUUCCCGGAUGCAAAAUGGUACGUUUUUUGCCACUGGAUCAGGUCCACCACUGUGUUUUGAGUUAUGGGAAUUUUACGUGUAUCACUCACUCCUAUACAUAAUAUCCAAAUAAAACUUACGGAUUUUUUUUGGAACAAUUGGUCCUUUCUAUGUUACAAUAGGUCGAGUCAAAAAAACCCAAGGUUAAUGUGAGGCGGAACGACCGAGCUUCGAGGAUUUUCCCACGAGGAAAGAUCUACAUUUAUUCAAAUUUUAUUAUACUUUCCUACGUGGGGCUUCCCUAUAAAAGGCCUCCUUUCCACUGAAUAAAUCACUUGACUCUUGAGCUCUCGUCUUGUCUCGUUACUGGGUUGUCGGGCCUCUCGACAGUUACAAAUAGUUAAAAUUAUAAAAAGUCUUUGCUUAGUCACCGCCGACCAACCAGCGGCUUUGCCAGGCCUCUCGUAGGCACCUAUUACAAUACAAUCUUUUUUGGGUCUCCGCCUGUACUACCCUUCUUAUCGACCGAUUUUCUGUUGACCCGAACUGUAGCUGACCUAAAACGCCGAUUAUACAAUUGUCUGUAAAAUCCUUGAAUAUGCAGACUAGGCCCCAAUCACUAUACCGGCGCCGGUGACAAGUCCGUUCUUGUUGUUCUUCAAGGCUUUGAACGGUUGCCAGUUCUCUCCAACAACAGUGUAAUGGAGUUCCUCCGGUCCUUGUUUGACUUUGGCCGUGUCUUGAAUCCGGCAAAAGAGACAGUUCGGUUUACGUCGGUCUAUUUUCUGAUCGACUACACGACAGAGAUUGUGGGGCCUCAGCAUUUGCCCAUACCGGAUCGAUUGCGAAGGCAUAUGUUUCCGGUUUUAUUCCACCAAACUGUAAGGUUGUUUCGAACGUUGCAACGCGUUGUCCAUUAAGGAGAAAGACGAUUCGGGAAACUGGAAAAUAUUGUUUAUCUUGGGUCGUCCAGAAAGUUCGUUCGUUUUUUUCAUUGCUUUGUUUUGCAAGGAUAAGUGUCGAGAUUAGGGUAAUCAGUGGCGUAGAUUUCAAAAAUCAUGCUCAUUUUUUGUGAUCGUUACUUUUUUUUCUUAAGUAGUACUGUAAAGUUGUAAUUUUUUGAUUUUUUUGCGAAUUCUUAAUUUAGGGGUUCUCGAGGGUUUUGAUUUCGAAAAUGGCAUCUAAUUUUCCUGAUUAUUACCUUUUCUUAAGUAGUAAUGUCAAAAUAAUGAUUUUUUUUUGUGAUUUCUUUGAUUAUUUAUAAAAAAUGUAAUUUUUUGACGUUAGUCUGUAAGAAUCAGAAAAAAUGGAUGUCAUUUUUGAAACCAGCACCCUUGAAAACCCCCAAAUCAAGAAUUCGCGAAAAAAAUCAAAAAAUUACAACUUUACAGUACUACCUAAGAAAAAAAGUAACUAUCACAGAAAUGAACAUAAUUUUUAAAAUCUACGCCAUUGAUUACCCUAAUUUUGACACUUAUAUACGAGAAAAAAAUAUGUUUCAGUUCCCUCAAUUGUCAUUCCCCAGUAGAUUCCUGGUCGCUUGCUUAUUCGCACUUUCAGAACAAAACCCUCCCCUACGAAGUGGGCUUCAACUUUCUCCAAGUCUAUCGCACCGAAUCACAAGAGCCCGAGCAAAUCGACGCCUUCAAAGAGUGCUUAAUGAAGGAGCUGGUCACGGCGACCUCUGAUAUUCCACAUCACAUUGUCCCGUUGUGUCACAAACUCAUGACUUGUCUUGAAGACAUGAUUGACGAGACUUUUUUCCAAUCCAACGAGUCUUUUCCGUUCACUCUGUUGCAGUUGCCGGAUGACGAAGUACCCUCGAUUUUCGACUACCCCACCCUCGAGAACCGAAUCAGCGAGUAUUUGAGGAAGAAGGGGAAAACCGAAGUGCUCCAUAGCUAUCUGAUCCGGCAGUUUGGGUUCCUAUACAAGAUUGCGCAACUCCCCAUUGACGGACACUGCGUUUUGAUUGGCGAGCCGGAGAAUGAGCCAGCCAAGAUGAUCGAGCUGGUGGCCGAUGUGUCGGAUAUCUAUUUGGAGGCAGCGCCAAGUCAGAUGACGGAGAUUUACUGGAAGGAGACGAUGGUUAAGGUACGAUGGGAGGGAUUGAAUUGGGCGUGAUGGGGAAAAGCUUGGCAGAUUGGCACCUCCCAAAAAUGAAAAAGAAGUCAAUACGAGCUGCGCCUAUUAAAUAAAAAUCAAAUGCGAGCUGCGCCCUAGAAAAUGAAAUGUCGAUGUGAGCUGGGGCCAAUGUGCUAACUGAAAGUUUGCUGAAAAUCAUAGGGCGCAGUCGGAGAACUUGCACGGGCGCAGCCCGCGUCUUGGGCGCAGCUCGAAAACAAGCUGCAACUUAGCUCCGGCGAGCUGCGAAAGUUUGUUUUCCGAGCUGCCCCGAGAUGCGAGCUGCGCCCAUUCCAUUUUUCCGAGCUGCACCCUACCAUCUUCAGCUAACUUUUAGCAAACUUCCCCUAGAUAAAAAUGUGGUGCGAGCUGCGCCCGGUAAAUAUAAAGUCAACGCGAGCUGCGCUAAGAAAAUGAAAAGUCAAUGCGAGGUGCGCCCAGGAAAUGAAAUGUUAAUGCGAGCUGCGCCCUGGGAAUAGGAAGUCCGUGCGAGCUGCGCCCAGUAAAUAGAAGACCGUGAGUUUCGCGCACGGUCACUAUAAGUUUUAGCGCUAACCUAAGCCUAUGCUAAGCCUAAACUAAGCUUUGGCUGAACCGGCUGACUUUUCAUUGCAAGACAUCUCCUCCGCAUGUCGCGCCUUUUCACUUUCCCAGAUUUUUUCGGGGUGGUGGCCAGUCUGCGGAACUUUCAAGGCGCAUCCGUUUAGGUGAUUCAAAUGUGCACCAAAGAGAACCGAAAGGUUCUUCUCCAUGUCACUGACGACAUGCCCUCGCACGACUGCCUCGAUCGAGUUUUUGCCGAUCUUUCGGUCAUUCUAAGCGGCGGGUUUCCCAUGCGGCUUUUCCAACAACAAGCCUCGGGCAAUGCGAUGGCCUCAAUUUCAUCGAUUGCGUCGGAAUGGGAUAAACGAAAGGUGUUGACCCGAAAAAUGCGAGAAAAUUUGCAUGUAAUCAUCACGGUGAAUCGGCGGACGGUCGGCCAUCAUCGCAGUGUGUUCUACGAGCUAUUCCACUUUUGUAUGAUGGUUAAUUUGGAUAAUUGGACGAACGAUGACAUGUUGUCGUAUGCUUCGAUGAACUUGGCGCAGCUGAAUUUGCCCGCCGAACAGGUCAGACGUUCCGUGGCGGAUCUGAUGAAAAUUCAUAAAUUGAUGGUGGAGUUACAGUAGGUGUCUUUCGGAAAUAUUUAUAAAGCUUAUCGCAGUGUAAGAAUUGAUUUAGCGAUUACUUUACAGCCCGAAAUUUGAGCACAGUGAGUUCGUCUCAUUCAUCCAAACCUACUGCCACAUGGUGACAAGAAAGAAGGAAAAACUCAACGCACUUAUGACUAGAUAUCAGACCGGAAUUGAAAAGCUGAAUAAGGCUGACGAACAGAUGAAUUACAUGCAAGAAGAGUUGGUCCGCCUUCAGCCGGAACUCGUGAGAACUUCGUUGGAAACUACGUAGGUUCAACGAGAGUUUUCUAUAGAGUGGCGGACCUGAUCCAGUCACAAAAACGGACAAUUUUGCAUCCGGGAAGUAUCAAAAAUGUAGCAAAAUACCUCCCUCUUCAAAACGAAUUUUUUUUUAUUUGGCGAGGGAGGCAUUUUACCACAUUUUUUGACACUUUCCGGAAGCAAAAUGGUAAGUUUUUUGCCACUCGACCAGGUCCGUCACUGUAUUCUAUCUAUAGUUGCAUAAAGAGUGCACUGAAAGUGCAACAAAUGGUAUGAUUUUUUGGGUAUGGUGUUAGAUUGCCCCUGAUGUUUCUAUGUCGAAUUUUGAGGUUCUAGGCCCAGCGGUUCCCGAGAUACGCGGUCGAAAGAAAUUUUUGUCAACCAGUAUAGGUUCUGUCUAACGAGGGCUUUUGGGGAGCUGUUUGAUUUUAAAGACAGCUCGAAUUAACAGGGGAAAUACCUCGAGUGCGACGCUCAGAUUUUGAUGGAACUUGGCACAAAUUUAGAUAAAUCUUUUCUAUGAUAUAUGCUAGACUUCUAACUCACGGUUUGCAGAAACGAUCGAGAUUUUUAGAUCAAAAGUUAAAAAAAAAAUUUGACACUUUUUUGCAAAUUUUGGCGUGAAAAGUUUCGUACUAUAGAGGGUAAUGUUUGCACAAAAGAAUUGAUUUUUUCCGCCCGAAACUUUCAAAGAUACAGCCAAAAAAUGUUUUUUCUCUUGCUCUCCUCAUUUCGUGUACUCUCUCGGCAGCAAAUAUCGAUGAAUAUCUCGGAUGCGCCUGCAAAACGUGAGCUAAAACUUCCAAAAAUUGAUAUGUGGCCUACACAGGCGUGUUAGAAAAAUGUAAAGAAAAUCUGAGCGUCUCACUUGUAAGCCUUCCUUUAUAAAGUCUCUCGGCUACCAAACCCAGCUACCCAUAACAUCGAGCUCAUUACAGCAUGUUGAUGAGUCAGAUCGAACGAGAAACGAUCGAAAUCGAGAAUGCGAGGGAAAUUGUGGCCGCGAAUGAGUUCAAAGCCAACGAAGCCGCGACGAAAGCGCAAGCGUUGAAAGUUGAGUGCGAGGCCGAGCUGGCCGAAGCCAUUCCGGCGUUGGAAGCGUCUGUGCAAGCGCUGGAGGUGCUGAGUCAGCGCGAUAUUAGUAUGCUGAAGACGAUGAAGAAUCCUCCACAAGCCGUGAGGUUGUGCAUGGAAGCUGUGUGCAUUUUGUUGGGAGAACAACCGGUCAAAGUGAAACAUGUAGGCGAAAGGGUCAAGGGCUGAGGUUGUUUUAAAUGGCGCUACGACUUUUCGGGUCAGCCACAGUUCGAAUCAAAGAUACUAUGGAUCGCGUCGGUUCGUCGUUGUAUGCAUGGGGCAGGCUAGGAGAAGGCUUAGUUAGCAUAAAUAAUAGGAUUCGGAUCUUCAUUUUUGCCACAAAUUUUGGUCUUUUAUAUGCUACAAUAACUCAGGGCAAAGAAAACUAACGUUAGUAAAAUCUAAGGUUAGAAGAAGUAGGCAUAUUGCAAGUCUUGGCCAAGCCUUUGCCGACCAUCCAACGGCUUUUCCCGGCUUUACUUUUGACAAUCUUUUUUUGGGUAUCCGUCUGCCCUACGCCCCGUUUUGAUUGAUUUUGUGCUGACCUGAACUGUCGUCGACUCGAAAAGUCGGGACGCGUUUCAAAUCGUUUUUUAGGAACGAAAAUCGAAGCUAGACUAUUGGCCGACCGCCUUGAAAUGUCUUGCCGACAUGCAAUUCCUGCGACGAAUUCGUCUCUUCGCUAGAGAAAAAGUUCCUCCCAAUGUCAUGAACAUUAUCAGAAAGUAAGUCGCUAUAUAGGACAUCAGUAAUAACCCAUUCGGCUUCAGGAAUUACAUCUCGCUGGAAGAGUUCUCACCUGCGGUUAUUCGAGCGGUAAUUUUGGAGUUUUGUAUUCUUUUUUUCGGCCUUCUGUAUAGCGUAAAUAUUCAAUUUUUAGACCUCUGUAGCAGCUGAAGGGCUAUGUUUAUGGGUUCGAGCCAUCGAAUCGUACGACACAAUCUCCAAACAAGUUGAACCGAAGAAACAACGGCUGAAGAACGCGGAAAUGAUGGUCAAAAGCAACAUGAAGGCCUUGGAUGCGAAACGGAAAGCGCUGGCGGUGAGAAAUACUCGUUGUUUUGAAAGGUGACAUGUUAUACGAUAAAACAAUUUAAAAAAUGAAAAAAUGGGGGUGACACCUUAUACGGUGAAAAAAAUUAGAAAAAUUUUCGAAAUGAGUGGUGACAUGUUAUACGAAGGAUUUUUUUCGUAUAACAUGUCACAUUUCUCCAAUUUUUUUCGUCGUAUAACACGUCCCACCCUAUUUUUUUCAUUUUCAAAAUUUUUUCAUCGUAUAACAUGUCACCUCCUAUUUUUUCAUUUUCAAAAUUUUUUCAUCAUAUAACUUGUCACCCCUAUUUUUUGUUUUAAGAAAUUUCAUUAUCAAUUUCUCAAUAAUUUGCCCCUUCAGGACGUAACGGAGCGUCUUCAACACCUCUCCGACGUCUUCAGUCAGCAAAGUCAGAAGAAACAAGACCUCCAGAACCAAAUCCAAGCCUGCGAGCAGCGCGUCGGCCGCGCCGCCCAUCUGUUGGCGGCGUUGGGCGGCGAACGCUCGCGUUGGGAGAAGAACAUCCGUGAGCUGGAAAAGGAGCUGCAGAUCUAUCGGAAGACGGUGCUGAUCGCGGCGGCCAUCAUCACGUACUUGGGGAAUGUGGAGGAUACGAUACGGAAGAAGGCGGUCUCGUUAACCGCUGCGGCUGUGCGCUACGAGAAGGCGUUUACGAUGAGGGUGAUUCUGGACCACACUUCGAUUCUGUAUGAUGAGAAGGUAAACAGUUUACGCAAGGAAGGGCGUCUGUAUAUUAGUCUGUCGGAAAAAUAAUGUGGAUCGUUGUGCUUUGAAAUCGCUGCCACAAAUGCUCGGUUUGCGACGGCUAGCCGUGGCUGAAAAUUUGAUGUUCCACUGCGACAAGACAGUACAUUUUCCUGCGACAAAUUCAUAUUAUUUUCCCGACAGACUUACAUUUCUGCCACUUUCCUUUGCUGUAGCGAAACGUGGGAAGUACCCCAUGCACGACGCUCAGAUCCUAAUACAGUGGGGGACCUCAUCCAGUGGCAAAAAACGUACCAUUUUGCAUCCGCGAGGUAUCAAAGAUGUGGCAAAAUGCUUCCUUCUCAAAGUGAAAAAACUUCGAUUUCAAAAGCGCGCCUGCAGAGGGAAGCAUUUUGCCACAUUUUGAUGCUUCCCGGAUGCAAAAUGGUACGUUUUUUGCCACUCGAUCAGGUCCCUCACUGUAAAACGUGGCUCAAGUUUAGAGUCACUUUAUCAUUGACAUGCACGAGAGGACUAGCCUGCGCUUUGUAGAAACGCCCGAGAUCUAUUGGUCGAAAGUGGGCAAGAAUAGGAAUUUUUGCAGCGGAUUUUAUCAUGGCAUAAAGAGCAUGAUAUAGUACCUAGUCCUACCGUAGAGACUAAUGUUUCAAAACAAAGUUUUUCUUUACUCUCUCAGCCGCAAAGACUGUUGAAUACUAGUCGCGGCAAAAAGAUCUCGUCGCACCCCGAAAAGUCGAUUUGUCGCUGAGAAAAAUGGGAAUCGCCCGCGACAAUAAGGCAAAAACAAGAAAAUUGCACUGUGCAAAAGCACUUUUCAGGUUCAUGCACAGUGCGGAGUCGCAGAAAAUUCUAAGGACUUUUUGCCGCGACUAGUAUCUCGGCUGCCCUCGCAAAGGGCGAGGUAAAAUUUUCAGGAAUUUAUAUGCGUCCUAUAUCCGACUUAAAAAAAAAAUUUUGGGGCUUCGGUAGUUCAGCCCCCCACGAAAGGUAGUUCAAACCCCCACUGUUUUGCCCGUUUCACACCCCACAUAAUGAACAAAUUAGAAUAAUACAAAAAAUGUAAGUGGGGUUUGAUCUACUACGUUGGGGGUUUGAUCUAAAACGUAGGGGGCUUGACCUAAAACGUGUGGGGCUUUAUCUAAAACGGAGGGGCUUCAUCUAAAAUGUAGGGGGCUUGAUCUAAAACGUAGGGGGCUUGUGCUGGACCAUACAACUUGGAUUAAUUCUUUGAAAUAAAUUUUGGGGUUCAGAAUGGACGAGGGGGGUUGUACUGGGUCAUGGGGGGCUAAACUGGACUGGGGGGCUGUACUACCUUAGCCCCAAAAUUUUUUUAAAGAAAAUCUAAGCGUCGCACCUUAAGCCCUUCCCUUGGGACUUCAAGCUACCAUUUUCAGAAAGAAAAACUGGUCGAAAACUACACCAUCAUCGACUACUCUCGCAAGCCGCCAUUCAUCAUCGACCCGCACGGGGAGUCGCAUCGGAUGUUGCCGCGCUUACUCGGCGACAACAUGGCCAUUGUCGACCUGAUCAAGCCCAAUAUCGCUGAGGGCAUUAAGGAAGCCGUGGAGCAGGGAAAGACCCUGAUCAUAGACAAUGUCAGCGCUCCUCCGCCGUUGUGUGUGACGCAGCUGGUGAAGCCGAAGUUUGUGCAUGAUGACGAGAAAAAAGUGGGGAUUAAUUGACUUUUUAGCAUUGUAUUUUUGACUCAUUUUAGUAUCUGCAAGUGGAGAGUCAUCUACUGGAAUGUCAUCCGCACUUCAGGGUCUAUUUACGGUCGGAUCGGCUGGACAAAUUUACCGUCGACUUUUUGAAGAAUGUAAGCUUGAGUGUUGCGCUGGCAACUUGCAGUAGGGGUCCUGAUCCAGUGGCAAAAAACGUAUCAUUUCGCAUCCGGGAAGUAUCAAAAAUGUGGCAAAAUGCCUCCUUCUCCAAGUGAAAAACUCCCAUUUCAAAAGCGCGCGCGCUCUUUUUGUAAGCCCUUCAAAACGAAGUUUUUUCACUUGGACAGGGAAGCAGUUUGCCGCAUUUUUGAUACUUCCCGGAUGCAAAAUGGUACGUUUUUUGCCACUGGAUCAGGCACCCCACUGUAUUCUUUAGGUAUGUGUUGUGAACGUUUCGCUCGGCCGGAAUGUGAUCCAAGAAAACGUCAUGAAUCUCUUCCUCAGCGUGAACGUCGCCGAGAUGACGCAAAAACGCGACGAACUCAGCGACGAAAAGACCUCAUUUCUCAUCCAAUUGGACGCGCUGGAAGAGCGGAUCAUGGAUGUGCUCGGAAAGUCGAAGGAUUUGGACAAUGACAGAGUUAUGGACAUGUUGGGAGGAGUCCGUGAGCUCAGCCAGAGCUACGAAAGCCGCAGCUUCGAGCUGAACUCCCUAGAGGAGAGGCUGGACAGGCUCUCCAAGAAGUUCCGAGAUCUCGCGGUGUUUGCGUCAAGACUUAUUUUCAUCUCGAUGAACCUCUCCAAACUGUCGCCGUUCUAUUUGAGGACGUUGAAAUUCUACUUCAACGUCUUUCGCGAGGCCGUUCAGUCGGACGCGGCGACGCUGAACGAGGGCAAAGUGGAGGAAGUCAAGGCUAAAGUCUUGAAAGCGUUCAACGAAAAGAUUACGAACUCUCUGUUCGCUCAGCAUCGCGCAGUGUUCGAGUUCUUGACAAAACAUGAUAUCGGAUACGAUGAGUAGGUUUUAGAUUCCAAAAACGAUUUUUUAUCUCAUGCGCAAGAGUUGUUGUACAGUGUGUCGGGAAAAUAAUGAGAACUCUGUCGCCAAUCCCGUCGCUGAAGUGAAAAGCAAUUUGAUUUUACCACGACACAAUUGAUUUUCUCGGCGGCGAUGCGAUUUUCGAUGCGACAGAUUCCUCAUUAUUUUCCCGACAGACUGAAAUAACCCACUCAAUUUUUAGGCUAAAGGACAUGUCCGAAAAGGAGUUUCUCGCCAAAUAUAUGAAGUAUAUGGACCCUACCGACCUAAAUCUCCGCCAGACCAUCAUCGAACAUGACUCCAGAGUUCCAAUCGCGAUCCUGCUGAAUGCUCAAUCGACCUAUGUGGUGCGCAAUUUGUACUCGAUUUCGCGGCAGGUCGAACGAAUUGAGCCGAAAAAUAGUAUGGACCCGAACCACAACCCAACAAGGAUUCAGAUGGCUCCGAUCGAGAAUCUCAAGAGUUUUGAUUGGAAAACAUGCUUGCUGGAUGAUCAAUGGAUCAUGGUGCAGGUAUAG
Molecule: messenger RNA, 19357 nt
Organism: Bursaphelenchus xylophilus (pine wood nematode)
Lineage: Eukaryota; Metazoa; Nematoda; Chromadorea; Rhabditida; Aphelenchoididae
Source: the annotation of a GenBank genome assembly